GAGUUAGUGCCAGCAGAGUAGUGACCGAACAGAGCUCCCUCAUAUGGGCGAUUUCUAACAACCAACACCUCUUCCACUUCAAGCCAUCCGCACUUUACAACCGAGACAAGUGCCAACAACAUCACCCUGAUAUUCAAGGUAGGUCUCACUGACUUAAUUUUAGAAAUAGACUGUUAAAUGCUCUUUCAUAUUGGUGUUUUAACAGUUAGAUAGGGUUUGCUAUUUAAACUAUGACUUGUCCAUUAGUUUUAAUGGAAACACAAAAAGUUAUUCCAGGUGAAGUUGACCUCCAGCCACUCUGUAAGUGAGCUGUUUAUGCGUCAGCACUUUGUUUAUCUGGAUGCUUACUUGUCUGGCUCUUGAAAUCCCCAAAGCCAUCUGCUGCUCAUCAGGUGCUAAGCUCUACAGCCUUCAACUAGUUCUCAGACUUAAAGCAGAAAACAUGAUGUACUUUUAAGGUCCUCAGAUAAUACACCAGAGUUAUCCAUGCAAAGUUUCUUGCAUUUAACACAAGAAAAGAGGGAAGAGUUUGCAGUUGUAAUCUUAUUCUUUGGUACUUAAGAGGUCUAAGUUGUGACUCUUUUUAAAAUCUCAAAAUACAAACACAACCACUAUGGUAAGAAUGCAGGCACGAUCCUCCAUGCUCAAGUAGCCAACCCGUGCCACUGGAAUAUCCAAGUUCAUCUUGACAUGUGAAGUGGACACGCUUUCAGACACGCUCACUCUGGUAAUUUGAGUCGUGGGAAACCAGAUACGAGGAAGCAGCUGCCACUUGAUUUAUCACUCAGCAGUGAAGGCCUUUGGUCAGACACUCAGAGGGCAAAGACACACAGGUCAAAAACUUCCCUGAAAUGGGUCUUGUUUACAUUGGAGAUGUGCUUAAGUCAACAAAAGUGGCUCUGUACUUUGGGAAAUGAAAGAAAUAGAGAAUAAAAGAUGGAACUAACAUUAUGGUGAAGAUAUUCAGGCUGCAAUCCAAUGAUUUUUAUUUCCAAUCUUUUAAUACCUUUCCCUUGUGUCUCCUCCAGGUUCCCGUUUCCCAUCUUUAAGCGGUUUUCAACCCAAGGUCGGAGAAAAUGGCAGCAAUUCCAUCAAGUGGUUCUCUCAUCGCCACCCAUGAUUAUUAUAGAAGUACGUCAGUCAUCAUUAUACACAUAUUAAUCCAUUUCAAUCCUUUUUCUGUAUUCUUAUUAGACAUCUUUAAGGGAUUUCAUUAAAAAUAAGUGUCUUCAUACCUCAGGGCGCCUUGGGUCUGCCUCCAGCAACAGCUCUUGUGGAAGUGCAGAGUACACUGGAGAGAUCAUUCCACACCACCCAGGUAUGUUAAAAAAAGUAAUGCUGGGGUUUUAUUUUGAAAAGUCUUUACUCUCCAAACCGACUCCCCCUUCAAAACACAUCUUUUUUCUUCGUAGGACUUCCAAGGCAAGAUUCUGGACACUGGUGGACUUCAUUUUUCUUUACAAAACCAAACCAGCCUAGUAUGCAGAAUGGGCCUGAAAACCAAAAGUGAGCAUCGUAACAUAUGAUUGUUAAAAUUUAAAAUACUUGAACCGAUGUUGAGUGAAACUAACUUUCCUCUGUGCUUUGGGAACAGGACCUACACAGUCGCCAAUGGUCAGGUGACCUGCGUCGCCAGGGAAAUGGUUCUGAACAGACAAUUCAGCGAGAGCAGUGAAAGUGGGAAAUCUGAAUCAUCAACACCUCCACCAACGUCCGUCUAGACUCCCCGCUACCUCCCUCACCCUCCUGCCCCCUGUUUGCCCCUUGCCCUCCACCCCUCUCGCACCCUCAGAUUGCUGUCUGUCUCAUAGUCCUACACUGGAGAUGAAGAUGAAGAUGGUGAAGAUGGAGGUGUUUGUUACCUUUAGUACUUAUAGUUUGAUUUUCAUAUUUGCCUGUGUAUAGUAUAUUUUUAUUGUGACCAAGAGUGAAGAAAUUGUAAUGUAAAAAGUUUUUUUCAUGUUAUUCUGCUGACUUGAUACUGUUGAUAAAAAAUAAAAAGCUUACAGUCAAACUUCAAAUGAUUU
Xyrichtys novacula (pearly razorfish) is the source of this 2027-nucleotide messenger RNA. Lineage: Eukaryota; Metazoa; Chordata; Actinopteri; Labriformes; Labridae. The record is from the annotation of a GenBank genome assembly.